CGUUGGUAUGACCGCCAUGACGUUUCGGGGUGAACGUGUCCCGUGUUAUAGCCUGUGUUACCAUUUACAUUGUUGUACAGAGCGAGGACAACAGUUCCGCAAUGGCCGAACUUCAAUACUCACAGACUGACGGGACCACCGCCCCCGAGGUCCUCUUAGAAGACGUCUUCGCUGCUUUCAGAAGAGGAAACCUUCGAUAUACGGUUAGACUUACCUCCGAAGCCAUAGUGUAUGUUGUAUUGGGGUCGCAACAAGAACGUACCCUGGCGUUAGCAGACGUGUUAGGAUGCCACACUAGUGUUUCACUGAGAAGAAAACCCACCCAGGGAAACCAGAGCGCUUUCCUGUGUAUAUACUCCUACCCUCUGAAGAGGAAGCUUCUAUCGGGAAGCGUCAGAAGCCGAGUGUCCACAUCGUUCAGAGUCGACAGGUUCGACAACUACGAACAGAACUGCGAGCUCGCCGAGAAAUGGAGAAUCGCCGUCAGGUGCCUGCUGGCCGGGCAAACCCUGACAGCGGAAACCGACCUCACGCCCAGCCUGCUGCCGGUCCGCCCCGCCCUCCUGGUGCUGCUGAACCCGUACGGCGGACAGGGGAAGGCCAGACAGUACUUUGACGACCAGGUCAUGCCCAUGAUGGCGGAGGCAGACGUCUCGAUAAGUGUCGUCACCACAGAAUACUCCGGCCACGCGUUUGAUGUGGUACAAAGUACGGACCUGUCGGCAUGGGGAGGGAUCGUUGUUGUGUCCGGGGACGGCGUGUUGUAUGAGGUUGUAAACGGGCUGAUGUCGCGGCCUGACUGGGAACAGGCGAUCAAGAUCCCCCUCGGUAUCCUUCCCGCCGGCUCGGGAAACGGACUAUGCUACUCCAUUAACUAUGCACUGGGGGAACCAUUUGAGGAGGACAGGAUGGUCCAUUCGACGUUCGUGUUGCUGAAAGCCACGAUGAAAGGCCACACCCGUCCCUUGGACCUCAUGUCCGUGGAUACGGCCUCCGAAAGGCGCUACGCAUUCCUCUCCUUCCAGUGGGGCUUCUCCGCCGACGUGGACAUCGAAAGCGAACGCUACCGGUACUUGGGAGGAAGUCGCUUUCUUUUUGGGUCCCUCCAUAAUCUCAUGAAGCUGAGAUUGUACAGAGGUAAACUGUCUUUCCUCCCAGUGAAAGAUGUUGACGCGCUCAAGCAAGCACGACAAGUUCUGUCCCAAAACAAGUUGGAGGUCAAACCCAGAAGUAUGUCCCACAGUUCGUCUGCGGUCGCCAUCAAUGGUGGACGUGAUGAGGCAAGAAUACGCACGCGCAGUGCGAGCGCACUGAACGGCUUUCAUUGCAUGGACAAUGAACGUUUAGAAACGCCCAGUCAGGAGUCAACCUCACUGGACGCCAAGCUCAUGUCAUUUUCUACAGAAAACGGCGUUCACCUAUCAACUUCGGAGGAAGGUCACGUCAACGGCAAUGUGAACACUGUCUACGAAACAACCAAGUUGACGGCUGACGGCGUGGUUGGAAACAUGAAUAGCGAGAACGGACAUUACAAAAACGGUGACUCCGACUUCAUAGGAGCCGCAGUGUCAACGAACCAAAACAACUCCAAAUCCUCACAGCCAUGUCCAGCGAGUGGCCACCGCCCCCGCCGUGUGUACGGACCUCCCUCCCCCCUCCUCCCCCCGCUGGACCAGCCCGUCCCGGCCGACUGGGUUACCAUAGAAACCGACUUCGUCACCAUGAUCAUCCAGAGCAUCAGCCACAUUUCGGAAGGUUAUUUCUCGUCGCCCUGCAGCUCGUUCGACGACGGCGUCCUGUUCCUGUCCUUCUUGAAGUCCGGCGUGUCCAGGAGACAGAUGUUGAAGUUCAUGGGGAAGAUGGCGGAGGGGACCCAGGUGUUUGAUUUCGGCAGUGACGGCGGGUACGUGUGCUGCAAGGCGUUCCGCGUGGAGCCCGUCACACCGCCCGGACUCAUGACCCUGGACGGGGAGAAGAUCGAAUACGGCCCGGUACAAGGCCAGGUGCACCACGGGGUGAUAAAUCUGAUCAUGCCCAACGAUUAACGGCAGAGGUUUCGGACUAAAUAUCGUCUUCGUUCAUCUCCAGCCAGUUACUAAUGUCCCCUCUUACCAUGUACUGUAGCUGACCACAGAAUGUGGGGAAAUGGUAUUCAGGCCAGCACGUUCUGUCUACAAGACUCUGCGUCACAAUUGGCACAGUAUUAAAUAGUAAUAUUAAGAAUAAAUGAAGAGUAAAAGUCGAAGAAUGUCGACACUAUUGUUAAAAAAACAGCAAUGCUGCUUUACUUUAGAGACUUUUACUUCUGUGUGAUGGAGAAAAAUAUGAACAGAAUAAAAUUAUUAUGUAUUUAUCAUUCCCAUGAGAGAUAAAUUCGCCAUCGAAACGAACUGAAGUUGGACUGGAAGGACCAAGAUCCUUUUAAAGAUUCUCUGUGAUUGCGUCACCAGUCACCAUGGAAAGCGAGGUUUCAGUACCUAUCCAACGAUUGGGCCGAUCACUUUUGUUCAUUUGUUUACUUAUCACGGCAACUGCGCUGUGACACGCCUAGGCUUCUACCUUUCAGUAACUACGCUUGAAAAAGCCGUCAACGACCAAAUUUAUAUUCAAGCUUUCCAUUCGGUCAAAUCGAUACUGCCAAAAUUUUAACUCUCAUCCAACUCCAAAUAAAUUAGGUCUUUAAUUGUGCUCUCUGUGCAGAGGUUUAUGGGGCAAUCGUGACCUUUUCCUUAUACAGAGUUAUAGUAUUAUAUGCCCACCGCAACUAGGGGAUAGCUGACAGAUAAAGACGACAUACUAGUAUAAGGAAAUGACCAAGAUUUCCCCCAUAAACCUCUGCUUGGAGAGUACUUCGUUGUACAAUUCGUCACCCUGUAAUGAGGAUUCACAGUUGUUUCAAAGCCAUAUUGUCACACUUUUUGUAUAUUCUGUAUAUUUGUGCACAACGAAUUAUUGGUAUGCAAAGUUCGGUUUGUUGAAAAUUUGCUGAUUUGCUGUGAAUUUGGUGUCUUCACAUCUUUUUCGACGGUCACUUGUGGAAUAUUAUAUACUGUCACACAGGGAACGGAUGUUAUGGAAUACAAGAAGAGGCCUAGGGUUUCACUUAAGAUGGCUUUACUUUGUAGCAGAGCAGGCGGAUUUGCACUGACUCCAAAAUCGAUAAAACAAUCUGUGCUGGUUAGAAAUAACAUUUAAGGUCAGGAAAUAUCAUUGAAUCCAUCCAGAAUCCUUCAUUCGCAACAGUAAUCACAGUAAAUACAAUAGUAGCAGUACGAAGCUUCAGUAGUUAGAUAGCCUAGACAGCCUGAAAUGAUACGAUACAAUUGAUAUAGAAGUAAGUCUGGCAUCCAGGUAGACGAUAUUUGUUUUAGAAUAAAUCACUGCGGCUGGAUAACACCAUAAUACGCAUUCCGUCAGUCUUUUGAAACCGUCUACUCCACAGUGUCAUACACAUGCCCUGUGCUUAAGUUGUUGGGAAGCUCUUAUUUUCGCACGUUUCAUCCAGUUGCAGCGAAUUAUUCUACAACAAAUGAUACAAGGAUUAGGAAGACACGGAGUUACAUUUCCACUUCUUGACGACACUACUUUGAAUUCCAUAAAGCCACUACGUGAUUAAAGCAAAUACCAAUCAUGAA
Branchiostoma floridae (Florida lancelet) is the source of this 3635-nucleotide messenger RNA. RefSeq names its product sphingosine kinase 1-like. The transcript is spliced from 5 exons. The record is from RefSeq and is a predicted model, not a curated record. Gene Ontology annotation, biological process: sphingosine biosynthetic process. Gene Ontology annotation, cellular component: intracellular membrane-bounded organelle; membrane; cytoplasm. Lineage: Eukaryota; Metazoa; Chordata; Leptocardii; Amphioxiformes; Branchiostomatidae. The coding region runs from base 102 to 2045 and encodes 647 amino acids.